AGUUUUAAUGGGGGAUUUUAUUUUGUCAUGACCUUAAUGAACGGUAAGUUGGUUUACGAUAUAAUGCUAACGGGACUUGCUGCAGUGAUAUCUGUAUUCACUAUCACCUAGUUCCAACGAUUGCAGUUUAUUGACUGGUAGACAGGGACUUAAUCUUGCUUGCCUUUGACGAAUCAAGCUAGAAUCAAAGUGGAGUGCUGCACUUUUCCAAAGUUCCGAAAAUACUGAGAUGAGAGUAAGUGCUUAACUAGACUGCGAGUCUCAUACUUAACCUGUUUUCCGCACCUAUAGGUAGGUAAUGCCAAAAUAUAUUUGUUAUCUAAGUUCUCUUUAAAUUGAAGAAACAAAGAAGACGGAAAGACCUAAGUCUAAAGCCAUUCUAACGGUAGACUUGUUUGUUAACGAAAACUUGUUUUAUCGUAAUUUCUACCUUAGAAUAUUUACAAUAUAUGACCUACUCUGAGGAUAUAACAAACCUUGAAUUCUGUCUUGUCGAGUCAGUCAAGUUUGAGUUUAAAAACAGUAAAAUGCAUCCUGUUAUUGUUCUAAUGUUGGCUUCGAUGACGAUUGGAUUCGUCAAUUGCCAGACGUUGACGAUGGGACGGUGUCCUAAUAUCGACGCUAAAAAGGAUUUCGAUUUAGCAAAGUAUGCUGGAAAAUGGUAUGAGCACAGCAAAAACAGAAGGUACUGGAUCAUCAUGGACACUGGAUUAAAAUGCGCUUCAGAGACCUACUCUUUGGACGGCAAUGACACUCUUCUGAUGCAUCACCAAGGCCAGCGGAUUCUAAAUAAUCGUUACGUGUCGGUAAAAGCUGUUGGUAAACAUGUGGCUCCAGGAAAACUUCUAUUUACCUUUAAAGAUGCGACAAUACACGGUACGACGGUACAGGACGCGCCCUAUUGGAUUCUUGAUACGGAUUACGAAAACUAUGCGGUUGUUUGGAGCUGCUCUGAAAAUGCCGGAAUGAAGGCCGAGAUCACGUGGAUUCUUACUCGUCAACUCAAACCGGAAGCUUCCGUCGUCCGAGCUGCGAUGGACAUACUCAGUCGUAACGGCCUUAGCCGUACGUCUAUGGUUAAAACUAACCAUCGUACCAGGUGCAGAUACGAUCAUCGAAGGAUGCCUUCUUAAUUGCUGUUCGCCUAUCUGCGCAGAUAUACUACAUAAUUGAAUUAUUGACUUAAUUACAACACAGCGUGUGUUUUCCUUACAUGUAUAUGCAACAAAACCAAUAUACCGUAUUUAACAACCA
Messenger RNA from Daphnia magna, 1254 nucleotides. RefSeq names its product apolipoprotein D. Gene Ontology annotation, molecular function: pigment binding. The transcript has 7 exons. Lineage: Eukaryota; Metazoa; Arthropoda; Branchiopoda; Diplostraca; Daphniidae. The record is from RefSeq and is a predicted model, not a curated record. Bases 450 to 1133 code for a protein of 227 amino acids.